Molecule: messenger RNA, 1248 nt
Organism: Phytophthora sojae
Lineage: Eukaryota; Oomycota; Peronosporomycetes; Peronosporales; Peronosporaceae
Exons: 2
Cellular component (GO): membrane
Molecular function (GO): calcium ion binding
Source: RefSeq, a predicted model, not a curated record
AUGUUCCUGCAUAUCCCGACCACCAACAUGUACUACCAGAGCCACGCAAUGUCGUCGACGUCGGGGCGACUUUCCGAUGGCCCAGUCCAGUUCUCCAACAUCGAGACCAUCUCGGACGUCUUCGACUGGCUGAACGACACGUUCGUCCCGCAAGUCUUCGUCACGGAGGACUACAACGGUGAAGCGCUGCCUGAAGAUGAGUGGGGAAGUAUUGGUUCGCUCAACAAGGUGCUCGGUGCCGUGAGCUUUCAGGUAUCACAAAUGGAGCCCGACGUGUGCGAUACACCGGACUUCCUCAUGAAGUUAUACCCGACCUGCUACGACGAAUCCAGCACGACGACUGAAGAUCUCCUCAUCACUUUCGACACGAAUGCAACGAGAGCGAGAGCUGUGCUGGCAAAGAAGAAGGCGAGUGGGGACUGGCUCAACCUGUCGACACAGCAACUGCUCAUCACUGUCAUCACGCUCAACGGCCAGCUACCGGGCUACGCCGUCACGAAAUUGCUUCUGGAAUUUAACCCUGGCGGCUUUAUCAUACCGAGCUACUCAGCGACAUCGACACUGCUGGACCAAUUCCCGAGUUCGACCACCGUCGCGCUUGACGUUCUCGUUAUCCUCUGGCAAGCGGCAAUGGCCAUACGUUUCUGGGCGUUCCCGGACGGAUGGUUCGCCAUUGAUGCACUGUGGGGGCCUAUAGUGUACGCGUUCUACAUCACGGUACUCAUCACGCAAAUGUCGAUGACGAAUUCUUCCUUCCGUGGCAAGCUCUCAAUCCUUCGAGACCCCAACCAGAGUCAGAACGACGUCGAGGCAACGCUGUCGUCAGUCACCGAGUCGUUCGAGCACAUCGCGAACCUCACGGUCCUGCUUCGUCUUCUUGCCACAGCGGCGGUUUUCAUCCUCGGGCUACGCGUCCUAAACACGUUUCGAGAUCACUUUGGACUAAGCAUCCUCACGCGCACUAUGGCGAGUGCAGUGCGCUCAUUCCGGGCUUUUUCGGUUAUCUUCGCUGUGAUUUUCAUCGCGUUUGCUUCGAGUGGCACGGUCUUGUUCGGCAGCAGUGUGGACGAGUUCUCCUCGAUGCUCAGCUCCACCAAAACCUGCGUCAACAUGCUGUUCAACAACUUCGAGAUCAGCACCAUUGAAGAAAUCAACUACUCAGUCGCCUUCUACUGGAGCUACAUGACGCUCAUGACGUUCGUGCUGCUGAACAUCGUGCUGGCCAUCGUAGUUGACGCCUACAAGGAG